AGAGGCUACUGUAGAAAGAUGACUGAGAGUGCCGUCAGUGACGUCUAUAGUGACACGGUCGACACUCCAAAUAUGGAGUCGUUGUUAACGUCCCUUGUCAACGCUGUGCUUUCCAAGUUACCGGACGCAAACGAUGUCCAAAAGAGGGAGCUGUUUAAUAUUUUCAGUGAUCUCACGAACAGUGCAAUGAGAGAUCUCAAAUACAGGUUCAAGACAUAUGCAGAGAGAUGUUCAGACUUCUUUCAACAAGGUGCCUUCAAGAAAAAUGCAGAUACCUUCAAGACAAGUGUUCUCUGCGUAGAACGCCUCAUGAUGCAUCACUUCAGAGAAAGAUCCAAAUCCUUUGUAGUUGACUCGUCAUACACAAAUUCAGGAGCAGGUAAUUCCAAGAAGAGAAAGUUGUCCCAUAAUGCACAUCAGGUUGCUUUGGAAGAAUGUCAAACUGCUUUCGUCAAAGAAUUGAACAUUGAACACACAACCCUGAUCGACGAACUUAUCGGUUUUGAUCUAAUGACAGAAGACGACAGACAAAGCAUUUUAUCGAAACGUACGCCAAAAGCAAGAAGCAACGAUUUCUUCCGACUAAUGCAUGGAAAAUUGACAUUAGAGCAGACCAAAAACAUAUUCAUUCCUGCCAUAGGAAAGCAUCACCCUUGGCUCGCAAAACAAAUCACACAGACUAUGCAAGAGAAAGAACAUGUAGGACAGAUAGACACAUGUGUUUGCUGCCGAAUGAGGGACAUUGUUGAAGUUAAGAGGAUUGCUGACUAUCUUCUCGAAAAGGGGCUGGUCUCCCUGGCCCAGCAUGCAGACUUGACAAACCCUGCAUUAGCAAAUAAUGAAAGAUGGACGGAAGUCCUAAAAUGCAAAAAGCCUGAUAUGCAAUCAGUGGUGAUAUCAUCGCUUGAGUCAACCUAUCCGGACCUCUUCAAUGACUUCCAGUUCUUCAGCAAGAAUGACUUUCAGUGCUUCUGUGAAGACUUGGCCAUGCAAGAAAGCACCAAGGACAGUUCAAAUUAUGUUGAAAGCACGGGCGUUGAUGUGGCACACAUGUCUGAUAUUAUGUCUGUAUCGACUCCAGUACCAAAGAGACCAGCAACUUACAUGAUGAAAGCUGGAAAUCAGAACCUCUGUAUCAUAAUAUGCAACAACAACUACAGACACCUUACAGGAAUUGCCAAUGCUGAACUGACCAAGAUGCACGACACAGAUGUUGCAAAUAUUAAAGAAGGUUUUGGAAAGUACAAUUUUCAAUGUGAAACUUACAGAAACGUAACAGCCUCUCAGGUUGUUUCUCUCUUCCAAAAGUUGUCAUCCCGAGAUAAGCUGAAACAUGUUAACAAUAUCGCAUUCUUUAUACUCUCCUUGUGUCAGUCGGAACGCCUAGUCGGAGUUGAUGGUGCGAGUAUUCCUUUAGAACAUGUCAUGGCAUAUUUUACGGCAACUCGCUGUCCCAAUAUGGCUGGGAAGCCUAAACUCUUCUUCUUCCAGACUUCCAGAGGCACGGAUCUUGGCAAGUGCAUGGCUGUUCGUCACGAUGUUGAUAACCCCCUCAGCCCUUGGUCUCUCAUCCCAGACAAUGCUGACUUCUUUGUUGGCUAUCCAGCCUUCUCUGGACUCACCUCCUAUGGGAUACCAGGUAAAGGAUCCUUGUACAUUAGCAGUCUGAUGAAGGUUCUGGACAAGCAUGGCAACAAACAGGACUUUCUAACCUGUAUGCAGAUGUUGAAUGACGAGAUGUCACAAAAAUGCUUAGAGUUCGAUGGCACGAUGACACAGCAAAUUGCUUGCCCAAUGUUUUCACUCAGGAAACGAAUUUACCUAUUUGGAGAUGAUACGCUGUCGGUGACAUCAUAUGAGGACUCCACUGCUCCAAGCUAGAUGGCAGCCACCGCCGUGGUUACCCGAUGCCUUCCACAAUCAGGUUACCUUUCAUGAGGGAGUUUUUUAGAUGUCUUUGUGAUAUAUCGUUGGUGUACAUAUGGCAACAGGCAAAAUGGCUGUGAUACCUGUUGACUAUUCAUACAUGCAUGUAUUCAUGUGUCAAAUUGCCAGAAGAAACGAAAGACCAUAUGCAUAUUCUUUUAACAAAAUGGCAGAUCUUCUGACAUGAGAUAGGAUGGCACCUUGCUUUUAAAAGUAAGUGAAAGAUGAUAGUUACUUCAACAAAUCAACCCUUAUGUUAACUGGAGAGGCAACAGGUCUAUAGCACAUUGCUAUUAUUUCAGAGUAGGAGACACUAUAAAAGCGUUGUUUUCCUAUGGACAAAGUAACAUUUUGAUAUAUAUUUAUUUCUUAAUUUUUCGUAUGGUGGACAUGCAGAAGAAACUAUUACUCAUCCUUUACUACAUUUAUGUAACAUAACUGACAAAUAUUGUUAUCUGCAAAUGCUUGUAUAUUGUCCAGUUUCAAAAGUUUAAGCGAAGAACUUCAAAACCUGGUACGACUAUUCUAUUUUUCUUUUCAUCAAACAGAGAUAAAUAAUGUUCAGGUUUUAUAUGCGUUGUCCAUAACUAUAAGAAAUGCAUUUGUUUGAAUCCGCUUUUGUAAAUAUCAUUAAUUCAGGCUUUGUGUUAGGGACAUGAAGCGAGGAUGGCGGAAAAGUUCCCAUCAAAACUAAUGGACUGCGCUGAUUGAUGUGGUUGCUAAUUAUUUUAUUUUUCGACACACGUAUAAUUAACUCCGAGGUGGAACAGACUUUGUCUUCUGCUUCGGGGAAAGGUGAGAUGUUCCCACUUUGACUGUUUAGUCUCUGGCUGAGAGCAGUUAACCCAGGACUCACCCAUGGUUACAAAUCGUUCAACGAAAACAGCUGGGUCUGGAAUGAUGAACAUCGGGAGCGUUUCCGAUCAGCAGUCGGAAGCCGGGAACUAAUCGUGCUGAAACCUUUGUUCAUUCCUAAAAAUAUUCCCAAGGCACUCAGUCAUCAAUUUCGCGUUCGCUCGUCACGCCGGAGACCCGGAUUCGAUUCCGACAUGGGUACAAUGUGUGAUGCCACUGUGAUAUUGCUGGAAUAUUGCAUAAAGCGGCGAAAAGCCAUACUCAUUCACUCACUCACUCACUCAUUUCAGAAUUAUUUCUUUUUAUUGAAUUAUAAAGCACAGUUACCAUUUCUCGUUUGUAUACUUUAACCUUGUGUCAUGUGUACUUAAGCAGUGCGGCAUUUGUUCUGUGUUUCUCCACUAACGAGAUCCUAGUUACUCAAUAUUCUCGCUUGCCUUCUGUGUGAGACAAUAAACCUACUUUGAGUCAACAGUCUGGUCAUGUGAUUUUGACAUGUACAUUCUAGAAGCAGUUCUUUUUAAACCACGAGCUAAAAUGUUGCAUGUUGAACAUCCGUGGUACUGUGAAUGGUUUUACUACCAUACUAUACUUGGAGUGAGUGGGUGA
Molecule: messenger RNA, 3390 nt
Organism: Haliotis rufescens (red abalone)
Lineage: Eukaryota; Metazoa; Mollusca; Gastropoda; Lepetellida; Haliotidae
Product: caspase-2-like
Exons: 3
Coding region: 19-1881 (620 amino acids)
Biological process (GO): proteolysis
Molecular function (GO): cysteine-type endopeptidase activity
Source: RefSeq, a predicted model, not a curated record